AAGUGCUCUAAACCCGAACGCGAAUGCCUAUGCUAUAUUCGGCCCUUUGGCCAACCAAAGGAGAAAAACGAACGUCUCAUCUCGCGCCCUCGGGUGCUCACGCGAGACGCACGAAUCCCAGCGUCUUUGGUGUUGCUGCUGGCCGCCUAGCUCCAUCAGUAACGCUCGUGAUCACAUCAUCACAUCAUCGUGAUGCUCGUGCCGUGUCGGGACGUGCGUGUGCGUAAUUUCGUAAAGCCGUGAAUACUUCAUUCCCCACUGUUGCACCGUUGCACCCACUAUCGGGUUGGUGCAAAACAAGUGCAAACGAGUGAGCAAAACCAAAAAAAAAAACACACAAAAAAGGAUACAUUUCUAGCAAAACGAAAGGAACGAGUUUCGAUUAGUGUGUUUUUGCUUUCCCUGAGCAACAAGCUUAUACGAAGCGCGUAAGUAAAGUUUCCACGUAACUGUAGGUGAACCCACUGGAGACUGCUGUACGGGGAAAAGCCCGGAACCGGAAAAAUCUUUUCGGUGAAAAUUUAAUCCUUGUGCCAUUGUUUUUGUGUGUGUAUGUGUGUUAAACUCCAAUCACCUUUGAAGUACAGUCCAGGGAGAAAGGGAAAAGAAAUAACGAACCACUUCAUAAGCCAAAGCAAGGGCAAAAUCCUUUUCCUCCCGAGUCCGGAGUUGAUGCAACCGCCAUUCGACCAUCACAUCCAAAAGCGCCGUGCCAGCGAACCGGAAGUGUUUAUGUAAUCAGAGCAACGGAGCACUCGAAUUGUGUUCGGCGUGUAUGUGUUUGUGUGCUUUUGUUAGUGUGUAGUGCCCGGCCAUAAGCUCGGCAAAAGCUGGGACGAAUAAAUCCACCCAAGCUUGCAACAUUGCAGUGCUUAGACCACGGGAAGAAUGAUAAAGCGUCAAGAAGGCCAGAAAAGCAGCAUUUGCGAAAUCAUGUCCUGAGAGUGUCCCUGUCGUGAGGUUGUGAAAGGUGAGGUGAGAAAAGUAUCUUUGUAGUAGUCACAUGCCUAUCCAUACCGGCCGUAUUUGUUGCUGAUUGUGCAUAUGCGGAUUUGUCGCAGGGUGUGUGUCGUGAGUCGCUGUGUGCGUGUGUGUGUGUAAAUGGUUAGAAUUUCUCGGCGGGAAUAUCUAACAACCGGAAACAACCGGAAGUGGCCAUUUGUGGCGUGGGGGCGCGAGAAGGGAAAGAGAAGGUGCGAAAGAGAAAAGGAGAAUGUGUGACACGCGGGUGAAACAGGAUGCAUAAUAAGGAUAAAAGCUUUCCGUUGUGCCAGCGCGAAAGUGAACGGUGAUUAUCGUGCUCACAUUGUCUGCCAAUUCCUAUUGUGCAGCAGUUAGUGUGUGUGUGUGUAUGUGUGUGUUGUUGAGGUAUUUUACUAAGCGCCAGCUAACAGCGCUUUAAAUCAACAGUGUUGCCGUAAGAAUCGCAUCAAAUCGAAAUUGUUCGCUCGCGUCCCGCUGCUGAUGAGAAAAUGCCGGAAAAGCGUCGCCUCUAACCGGAAACCGGAAACGAGAUACUUUUUGGGACGUGUCGACCGGUGUGGAGCCACGCCAAGAGCAACGGGUUUUGCUGACAGCUCAACAGCUAUCCAUUAGCGAUAAGGAAACCGAAACGAGCCACCAUGCGAUGGCACUACCACCAGCAGCAGCAGCACGGACCGGAAAAAUAAACAACGAAUUUGGAAAGAUCAUCUUUUGCCGCAUCCUGCUACAACCGUAUAACCCUGUUCCUGUUUCCGCAUGCGUGCAGUUAAAGUUUGUGUGAAGUGAGCUAAAGCAAAAAGAGGAAAGAAAAAAGUAUAUAUAGGGGAGGAAAAUUGUUGCUACCCGACGGAAAAGAUAGCGUGCGAUAAGCGGGCACUGGAAGUGGAUAGAAAAUUGAUAUCUUGUUGUGAAAAUACAAGUGCUCCCCCGAGUUUUGGUAUCGUUAUUUCAGUGUGCUUGGUGAAAACCGUUCGUCACGGGGAAAAAACCCAUUGUGUAAAAGGGAAAAAUACCGAUCGAAAGCGUUUCUGUGCGGAAAAGUGCGUGUGUGUGAUUCAUCGCGAUGGGUGUGUAUGGGUGGGUCCGGUCGUAUAUACGUGCGUAUGGCCACUAGGUAUGGCGUAUAUCUGACACCAGUGCGAUGACAUUUUCACGACAGUUUGUUGAGCACGUCACCGGUGGUACGAGCGCAGAAGACGCUGGCGGCGGAGAACCCGGCCGUGGUACGACACGCUACUCGAAAGGUCAUCUCAUCACCUCAAGGACGAUGUCGAGUGGUAGCAGACGGCGAACCGUGACGACAACCGUGCACCGGCUGAUGGCGCUUGGGCUGCUCGCGAUGGCCAGCGUCGUUGGUGCUUCCUACUCCGAUACGGACGAUCUAAUCAACGAGCUCGAUCGACCGAUUCCCAUCACAACGGUCAGCGGAGUGUUGGGCAAACAGGCCAGCCUACCGUGCGAUAUAACGCCACUCGAGCGGGACGAUGCCGUGUAUAUGGUGCUGUGGUUCAAGGAGGACGACAACGAACCACUCUACAACUUCGAUGUGCGGGGACGCCAAGUAGCCCAGGCCCGGCUCUCCUCGUCGGACAAGUACUUCGGCAAGCGGGCCUUUUUCCGUGCCACGACUCAUCCCGCCCAGCUGCUGGUGGACGAGAUCAAACUCUCCGACGAAGGGAUGUACCGGUGUCGCGUUGACUUUCGCAACUCGCCCACGCGCAAUCUGAAAAUAAACUUCACUGUGAUAGUACCACCCGAUCGACCCAUUAUCUACGAUUCGCGGCGCCGAGAAAAGGCCAACACGGUCGAACCGUACAGCGAGGGCAGCGACAUUGCACUGAUCUGUGAGGUCAAAGGAGGACGUCCCCGGCCGAACGUUACCUGGUACCUGGACAACAGUGUCAUCGAUGAGUCGUUCGAAACCCGACCGGACGGCACAACGGUCAAUCAUCUGUCCUAUCCAAACAUUGGCCGACAGCAUCUGGACGCCCGGUUGAUGUGCGUCGCGAGCAAUACGAACCUGACGCCGCCCAACAAUAAAGUAGUCGUUCUGGACGUCAACCUCAAACCGGUCGCGGUGCACAUCAUGGCAAAGGAGAAGUUCGUCUCCGCCGACAAGCGGUACGAGAUUGAGUGCAAAAGUUCAGGCUCCCGCCCAGAAGCGGCCAUCUCGUGGUGGAAAGGUACCCGCAUGCUGAAGCGCGUUACGAAGAAUUUCUCGGAAACUGGCAACCAAUCACUCAGCGUUAUAUCGUACACACCGACGGUGGACGAUGAUGGCAAAUAUUUGACUUGCCGGGCCGAGAACCCGCUCAUCCCGGACAGCGCAAUCGAGGACAAGUGGCGACUGGUGGUGCAUUACAUGCCGAUCGUGACGCUCAAAAUGGGAUCAUCCCUUAAUCCGGACGACAUUAAGGAGGGUGAUGACAUAUACUUCGACUGCCACAUCCAAUCGAAUCCUAAACCGUACAAGCUUGCCUGGUAUCACGAUGGAAACGAACUCCAUCAUAACGUCACAGCUGGCAUCAUCCUGUCCGACCAUUCGCUGGCACUGCAAGGUGUGUCCCGCAGCCUGGCCGGAGAUUACACCUGCAUGGCGGCAAACACUGAGGGCCGCGGUACGAGCAAUCACGUCACACUUCGCGUGCGCUAUGCACCAGUGUGUGCAGUGGAUCGCGAGGAACUGUUGGGCGCACUCAAGCACGAAACGCUGCAGCUGAAGUGUGAAGUCGAUGCGUCUCCACCGGCAGAAUCCUUCCACUGGACGUUCAACUCAUCCGGCGAACAAACCGAACUACCGUCCCGUCUACACUCGAGCGAGACCGGGCUAUCGAGGCUUAAUUACACGCCGACAUCCGAUCUGGACUACGGGACGAUAUCCUGCUGGGGGCGGAACGCGAUCGGUGUGCAAAAGUCACCCUGCGUCUUCCAAGUCGUCGCUGCAGGACGCCCUUUUGCACUGCAGAACUGCACCGUGUCGAAUCAAUCAGCCGACUCCCUGCACAUCGAGUGCAUCGAGGGUUUCGAUGGUGGGCUGCCACAGAUGUUCCUGCUGGAGUUGGUAGAGGUGCCCGUCCUGCGAUUAGUUAGAAAUUUAAGCUUACAGCAUCCGCCGGUACAGUUCUUCAUAGAUAACCUCGAACCGGGCAGCUCGUACCGCAUCAUACUGUUCGCCGCCAACGCCAAAGGCCGCUCGGAGCCGGUCAUAAUAGAUGAUAUUACCUUCAAGGGUGUGGCCAAAUACACAGGCGUGUCCAACGUUAUGAAUGUUCCUUUAUCACCGGUAUUAGCCGCAUUAACACUCACCGUGGCCAUCCUGUUCGCCGUAGUCUGCAUCGUACUGGCGACCAUCUACCGGCGACAUGCGAGCAAAAACACGACCAAAAAACUGAAGCCCACCAAAACCGCCCAACUAACGUCGACGCCCGACUGCCAGCUCGACUCGACCGUACAUCAUCAGACGCACGAUCCGAACGGCAUCCAGACGCCGCUGGUUGAUAGUGGGGUGGGCGGGAUUGGCCGGCGCGGUAGUCCCACGAUGGGUGGCGAACCACCGGAUGGGGAUGAAACCGAUCCGGAUGUGAUACCGAAUCAGUACGAACGAAGGCCACCGAAGACGACACUACCUACGCCGCUGUUCCGCAGCCCGUCAGCAAGACUGAUACACCGCAAUGGCGGUGAGCAUCUGCUCCACGAGGAGGAGCGACAUUGUGAUGGAUCCAGUCUGGCCUCCCUGACCGGGUCGAACACUGAAGUACAUCAUUAUUCGUUUAAGCCUAGUAAACAAAUCAGCUAUGCCACCUUGGGACGGGCAAACAAUAGUAGCGUCACCUCGACGCUUAGUCCACUAAGUCAGCAAGCGUCAACGGGGACGCUGCCACUGCCGUCAAUGUCCGUUACUGGUGUUGGUGCGGUUGGGAGUUUGCUGAGCAGUCCCGCCUCCCAAUCGCUCGUCACCUCGACACUGAACGAGUACCGGUUUCGGCCCGAGGUGGUCACCACAUCAAACCGAAUACAGGAAAGUUGUAUAUAAUGUGUAAAACCAUUGUCACCAAGUAUCCCUCUCAAAACAACCCCUUUCCCCAACGGAUUAGUGUAAGUGUUUUAUGCGAGGGCUGGAACGUAUGCGUUAAAUUCCUUCCGCACAGCCAUAGCCCGUAUACAUAUCCUCCUGCUGAAUCUUCCGCCAAAAAGAAAACUGAAAAAAAACCAUAUCCUCCCUAUUCAACCCUCCCACAUCGACGUCGUGAGCGAGUAUGUACCGUGAGUGAUUGUGUGUAAGUUUAGCCCGUAGUACCCGUAUCGUAGAGCCUUUUGUUUUAGAAACAGUGAAAUGGAACGAAUUUUUGGGAAUGCGUAAGGCGCCAUAGUUAAGGAUCGAUGGGAUUCAGCCCGUUUAUAGGCUUUCCCGGGGGCGAGGGAAGGGCGUCUUCAGGUGAUUGUACAUAUUUUAGCCAAGAUCGAUAUAGAUUGAGCCGCAUGUGUGUCGAGCAGGUGCAGCAAGCAAAAAACGCCCCCGGACGGAAUCACAUUCGAUGUGACAUAUCUUAGUAGCGUACGAGCGCCCUUGUAGUGUGCGCACAAGAUUCCAAGACAUUGCGUUAAUGACUGGACAAUAAACCUGGAUGAAGUCUGUCUAGAUACACACACACACAGAGAUGAAAGCUGCAUAGCCACAAAACAAAACGUGCAAUACGUGUAUUCUCGAAGAGACUUCUUGAUGGAAGUUUUUGAUAUUGUUGGUCCGAUCGAAAAGCUGAUAACAAAAUUUCCAUAAUUAUAAUUUAGAAGAAUAGGCAAUUGUAAAAUAACGUUCCACUUUCCCGUUGACAUUACUUGCGCAUCGUUUUCUUCCUUCUUAACCAAUGUUUAAUUAUGUGUCGUUAACGUGAAUUGUCUCCGACAGAGUUUAAUUUCAUCAUGGCUAAAAGCAAAGUUUUCAACAUUUUCCCAUUUUACUUCUGUUUCAUCUAUACCCGAUUGUGUGGGCAUGCAAACAUGUGUGUAUUGCUAUGAGACAAAAUGUAUAUGCAGAUAUAUGUAGGUGAAAAGGUUAAAAGCAAAAGUUCGACUGACUGAUUCCACACAGAAAAGUGAAUGAAUAAAUUCCAAAGCGAUUCGUCGGGAAGGUUCUCAAUUAUUCACCAGGCGAGACCGGAGAUUCCACUGGUUCGUAACGCACACGAAUCUCAUAAAAAAACAAAACUGUUUGUUUCUAUUCACUGUACAAACCACAACGUUUAAGGAAAUGUAGUAGAAACUAGGAAAUAAGUAGAGCGAAAUUGGUGCAGUAGUAUCGAAGUGUGUGGCAGCGAAUGCAUCAAGAAAUACUAGGUAAUUCUUGUGUUUUGCUUUACGUUCGUGUUAUGAUUUCAAACUAGUAAAAAAAAUCAACGACAGCAAAAGGUACGAGAAUCGAAUCUAGGAAAAGAAAUGAAAAAAAAAAACAAAACAAAAAACAUAAACCUUCCACGGGAAGAUGAAAUUACCAAAACAUUGUACGAAGAGAGAAAUUGAUGGAAAAACAAAGCGAACCGCUACAUACAAGGAAAAACUUAUAAGGAGAAAGAAAAUAAAACAAAACAAUGUGUAUGAUUUCCAAAAAGUUUCUUAUGUGAAUGUGUUUGUUUUUUUUUUGUUGCUUUUUUAUGAAAUGUAAAAUAUGUCGAAAGAAAUUAAACAAUUUUUAAAGUUGUAUCGUUAGAAUAUUGUUUUCCCCCCUGGCCGGUCUACUCGGUGGACAACGUGUGGCCCGCCUUU
This is a messenger RNA of Anopheles funestus (African malaria mosquito), 6744 nucleotides long. RefSeq names its product hemicentin-1. Gene Ontology annotation, molecular function: protein binding. The coding region runs from base 2126 to 5017 and encodes 963 amino acids. The record is from RefSeq and is a predicted model, not a curated record. The transcript has 17 exons. NCBI's taxonomy places the organism in Eukaryota, Metazoa, Arthropoda, Insecta, Diptera, Culicidae.